AUGGUGAGUUAUACUCUGGUGCAUGCCAAGCUCGGCUUAGCGUCUUGGCUUACCGUAAGUUGCAUAGACGAUUCUGAGCAGGCCAACUGCCACCGCCAGUGGAAGAACUCCAAGCCCGAGGAGCAUGACCCCAGCUUCGUCCAUGAGCUGAUUGCCGGCGCCGCUAGCUAUGAAGCUGCCAAGGCCUAUGAGGAGCACGAGGAGCGCGAGGGCAAGCCGGAGAGCCACGAGAAGGCCAAGGAGAUCAUGGCUGGUUUUGCCGGUGCUUUCGUGGACCGCGAGGUUGAGACCCGGGGUCUGGACUUCGUCGAUAAAGAGAAGGCCAAGCAUCGCGCCCGCCAGCACAUUGAGAAAGUUUCUCGUGAGGAUGCUGGCUGGUAA
This is a messenger RNA of Penicillium riverlandense, 381 nucleotides long. RefSeq names its product DUF3759 domain-containing protein. Lineage: Eukaryota; Fungi; Ascomycota; Eurotiomycetes; Eurotiales; Aspergillaceae. The record is from RefSeq and is a predicted model, not a curated record. The coding region runs from base 1 to 381 and encodes 126 amino acids. The transcript is spliced from 2 exons.